This is a messenger RNA of Cuscuta epithymum, 1284 nucleotides long. The record is from the annotation of a GenBank genome assembly. Lineage: Eukaryota; Viridiplantae; Streptophyta; Magnoliopsida; Solanales; Convolvulaceae.
UAAUCCAUCUUUCACAUCUAAAUAGGACCGCCGAUUACCAUUCUACCCUUCACAUCCAUCUGCGCUUCAUCGGUUUUCACUCGAUCAGCUGCAAAAAUUCAUCGCAGCAGGCAACCGCUUCACACAUGCGCAAAUCCUUUCCUCCCAUGGACUGCAGCUCCGUUACCGACUAUGGCCUUGCACCUUCGCCGUCAAUCGUAGGUGAUUUCCUCAUCCUCCUAUUCUUUUUCUUUCUUCUUUCUUCCUCUUCCCCUGGUGCACUUCUUCCCCCUCAUGCACUCUGUUUUCUGUUUUUUUCUUCUAUUCAUCUACUACCUUUUUAAAUUCUAAAUAAGUUUUUGGAUAUUAUGUAUUGAUUUGGAUUGUUUUGGAUUUGAAUUUUAUUUUUUCAGAAAAAAGCCACUUUCAUAAUCUGAGAAUGUCAAAAGUAUUGGUUAUUUGAAAAAAUGUCACGUUUGUGAUAGUACAUUGUAUGAGAAUAGCAAUUUGAGAAUGUCACAUGUAAAUAAGAAAAUGUCAUUAACAUGUCAUUAUUCAUAUCAAGUGGCAUAAAGUUAGUAAGAAAAUGCCAUUAACAUGUAAAAGUUAAAGUUCAGUAAGAAAAUAUCAUCUUUAUAAAGUUAGUUGCAUAAAACUGACAUUGUUUUGUGAAACGGAUAAAAAUAUGACAUUCUAGAGUUUUAUAGUUUCAAAAUGAUAUUGUCAUCUUAAUAGGUGCAAUGCCAUAAAGUGACAUUUUUUCUAAGUAUUAUUAUUUUUAUUUCAUUCUUAAAUUCAAGAUUAAUCAAAAUCAAUAAAUAAGAUUCAAAAUCAAAGAAGAAGAAAACAGAGGACAUUGAAGAAGAUGAGAAGAAGGAGAAGGAGAAGAAGAGGAGGAAGAAGUGAAGAAGAAUGAAGUGCUAUUUGAAAUAGGGAGCUACUUCCUCCUGCAUGACUGCAUCUGAUGGUGAAAAAUUCUUGAGCAGACAUUUUUUGGAUGGCAGUAAAGAAGCUUCAUAGACCAAGAUUAAGAUGGGAGCAAAGCUUGGCCGAAGAAUUCAACGGGGCUAGAGUCUUCUCAAAAGCGCAUGCCUGGGAGAGCCUGGGAGAGUUAGUUUUAUUUCAUUAAGGGUAGUUUUGUCAGAUUACCUCUUUUUAGUCCUAUUUUUGUUAAAUAAAAUAUAGUAGUCUUAUUCUUUGUUUUGAAAUUCUAUUAACUUUUAGUACUAUGUAUAAGCAAAAUUGCCAUCUAAUCUUAUACAGUAGAACUCUUGUGGAUAUAAUAAGUAUGAGAAUUUGUAGUUU